Messenger RNA from Myotis lucifugus (little brown bat), 1801 nucleotides. RefSeq names its product hypocretin receptor 1 (gene HCRTR1). Gene Ontology annotation, molecular function: orexin receptor activity. NCBI's taxonomy places the organism in Eukaryota, Metazoa, Chordata, Mammalia, Chiroptera, Vespertilionidae. The annotation marks the transcript as partial. The record is from RefSeq and is a predicted model, not a curated record. Gene Ontology annotation, biological process: G protein-coupled receptor signaling pathway; feeding behavior. Gene Ontology annotation, cellular component: membrane. The transcript is spliced from 5 exons.
GCCGUGUCUGUGUCGGUGGCAGUGCUAACCCUCAGCUUCAUCGCCCUGGACCGCUGGUAUGCCAUCUGCCACCCCCUGUUGUUCAAGAGCACGGCCCGGCGUGCCCGUGGCUCCAUCCUGGGCAUCUGGGCUGUGUCGCUGGCUGUCAUGGUGCCCCAGGCUGCCGUCAUGGAAUGCAGCAGUGUGCUGCCCGAGCUCGCCAACCGCACCCGGCUCUUCUCUGUCUGCGAUGAACGCUGGGCAGAUGACCUCUAUGCCAAGAUCUACCACAGUUGCUUCUUCAUUGUCACCUACCUGGCCCCGCUGGGCCUCAUGGCCAUGGCGUAUUUCCAGAUCUUCCGCAAGCUCUGGGGUCGCCAGAUCCCGGGCACCACAUCGGCCCUGGUGAGGAACUGGAAGCGGCCCUCAGACCAGUCGGAGGAGCAGGGGCAGGGCCUGGGCGCAGAGCCCCCGCCGCCGCGGGCCCGGGCCUUCCUGGCUGAGGUGAAGCAGAUGCGCGCUCGGAGGAAGACAGCCAAGAUGCUGAUGGUGGUGCUGCUGGUCUUUGCCCUCUGCUACCUGCCCAUCAGUGUCCUCAAUGUCCUUAAGAGGGUGUUCGGGAUGUUCCACCAAGCCAGCGACCGAGAAGCCGUCUAUGCCUGCUUCACCUUCUCCCACUGGCUGGUGUACGCCAACAGUGCGGCCAACCCCAUCAUCUACAACUUCCUCAGUGGCAAAUUCCGGGAGCAGUUCAAAGCUGCCUUCUCCUGCUGCCUGCCCCGCCUGGGUCCCUGCGGCUCUCUGAGGACCCCCAGCCCCCGCUCCUCUGCCAGGCACAAGUCCUUGUCCUUGCAGAGCCGAUGUUCCGUCUCCAAAGUCUCAGAGCACGUGGUGGUCACCAGCGUCACCACAGUGCUGCCCUGAGCGAGGCUACCCUGUGGCUCCAGGGGGUGCAACCCGUUCUCUGCCUGGACUGCUCCUCUGGCUCCUGGGGGACCAGCCCUGACUGCUAUGGACGCAGUGCGAGGCCAGGGCUCCGGUCCUGGUUUUCUACCUGUUUGACUCUGAGCAAGUAACACCCCUUCUCUGAGCUGUGUCCUCUAAACAGGAUUGAUGUGAGGAUUAAGCAUGCUCAAGAAAGUGGAAAGCUCUCUGUAAAUUGUAGUGUCGUGGACAAGAUCAUCAUUGUAUUCCUCACUCGGCUGUCCCUCACAGUACCAUCGAUCCUCAUCAUCCUUCCAGAGCUUGGCCUUCUUCCCAAAGACCCCUCUCCUCCCUGACUACAGGCCUUCCCUAGAGCCUGCUGGGAGGGCCCCGCAACCUUUCCAUCCAGCCCAGUGACUCCCUAAGCCCAGGCUGCACUCGGCCAGCCCUGUCCGCUGCCCGCCUGAACAAACCGGGCCCAGCCCUUCCCUGUGGGAAUACAGCCCCACCCUCACCAGGUGCCACGUGCACACACCACAGACUGGAUCCUUCGGCUUUGUGGUGUGAUAAAACGCUCUCCAUGUGACCAUUUGGCGUGGAGGCCAGCAGCCCAAAGCAAUUGUAAUUAAAAGCCUGGCACUGAAUGUUCCCUUUCCUUGUCAUUGCACAAAAUCUGUGCCUCUGAAGUUAAAAGCGAGGAAGGUGGGGAAGUCGGGGGUGGGGUGGGGAGAGGACAAGGUGGCAUGGAAUGCUGUCUGCUGACUACUCCCACCUCCAUCCCCCACACCGGAUCCCUGUGGCUCCUCGCCAGGCCUCAGAGCACACGUGGUGCUGCUUCCUCAGGCAGUGCCCAGGACCUCAACCCUUGACGUAUCUGUCUGCUCAUGGGCCCAGUGGG